Podarcis raffonei (Aeolian wall lizard) is the source of this 1118-nucleotide messenger RNA. RefSeq lists its product as uncharacterized. The record is from RefSeq and is a predicted model, not a curated record. The transcript has 6 exons. Lineage: Eukaryota; Metazoa; Chordata; Lepidosauria; Squamata; Lacertidae. Bases 325 to 999 code for a protein of 224 amino acids.
CAGAAAAGUAUCUUCAAGAAGCAAUACUUCCAUGCCAGAUUCCUUCAUCCACUUUACCUUCCAAGGGUCUGGGCCCUGGCUUUUCACAGUGGAGCAACCCCCCACCAUGGGUUUAGGAAGCUGACUGCCAUAUGUUGAUCUAGAUGGGUUGCCAGAGAUUAUGGGAAAUUUCUUGACUGGGGUGGCACUGGGAUGUUGUCUGUUGAUGGCUAAAGCAGAAUUUUCUCUCUUCCUGUCCAUCAAGGAGAACUAACACCUUUGCAGGAAAAAGUGAAAAAGUUCUUCGAAUCUGCAUAUUCUCUGUAUGUUGGCACAGUGCUUCUGAUGGGCUCCAUUAUAGCGGCAGCAAUGCUGACCUAUCUGUAUGUUAAGGAAGUGCAAAGGAGAGCCAUAUUUGAAGAAGGAACGACAAAGAUUCUGCAAAUGGUAGAAGACACCUUUCCGGAUCUUUUUGAGGCAGAUGAUAUCACAAAAUUCAAGAAAGCUGAGAAUAUAUCUGCAGCAAUAUCCGAAGAGAAAAAGAAAAUCAGUGAACUACAGCAGGCUAUUAGUGACAUUCACCACAGGUUACGUGAGGAAUGGAUUGUUUGGCAUGGAGCCCUAUAUAUAUUUGACUUCAUUGCCACCCCAAGGACUUGGAAACAGUGCAUACAAUACUGCGAAAGGAUGAAAUACGAAACAAAAUUGUUAUGUGUUGAAAGUGAUGAGGAGCAGGCCUUUGCUGUAUCCAGAGUGAAGAACAAACCGACCGAUUAUUUUAUUGGAGUUUCCAUGGUAGGCUCAGAAUGGCAUUGCUAUGAUAGAUCGUUUAGAAUCAAGAAACUCUACUGGGGUUAUAAUCUUCCAGCAAAUAAAGGUCCUGCAAAACCAGAUACAACCAACUGUGUCAUCAUCAGAAGGGGCUGUGAGCAUAUGUAUAGUUGUUGGCGUGAUGUUUAUUGCCACGACCUAAAACGGUGCAUCUGCAAAAGGAAGCCUAUUGAAAAGUGGAUGAAAUGACUGGAAAUCUGCACUCUUUGCCACCUUGUCAAUCCUGCUAUUCUGAGGCUGGAAAAGAGUCAUUGUUUUACACCUGCAAAGGCUUAGUUGGGUACUGAAAUAAAGUGUGGAAGAAUUCA